Messenger RNA from Camellia sinensis, 1248 nucleotides. The record is from RefSeq and is a predicted model, not a curated record. Lineage: Eukaryota; Viridiplantae; Streptophyta; Magnoliopsida; Ericales; Theaceae.
GCUUCCAAAAUUUAUUGUCGUGCUUCUUUAGUCUUGUGAAAGAAACUAUAUACCUGAAAUUUUUUUUUUUCCAUAUAGAAAAAACAAAUUAUUUGAAGCACUCGUGGUUGAAACAAACAAAGCAUUACUUUUUGAAACAGGUAGAGCGUGAAUCUCUCUGAUCCAGUCUUCAUCGGAGUAAAAUUGCAGCUUUGCUUUCAACAUUAUUGUAAUUCUUCAGGGUGUUUAAAGUGUUAACAUUUAGAUACAUAUGUAUAUAUAUGCACAACAGUUGAAUUGCGCUACAAGAUUAUAAAGAAGUUUUUCAUUUACCCAAUUAUGGAGCCCCUGUGGAAGCUAGCAUAUCUGUUGGAGCCAGCUCCACUUACUCUUAUUUUCACUGCAAUAGCUGUGACAUCUGGAUCGGCUUUUCGAGCCCUAAAUUAUGGAAAAGAAAUGGAGCGAAACCGUGAUUUUUCAGAAGCAUCCAUUACUUUAGAUAGGUCCCAAGCACUGAUGAUUCCGAUAAUGAGCUCUUUCAGCCUGCUGUUGAUGUUCUAUCUGUUCUCUUCUGUCUCACAACUCCUCACCGCUUUCACUGCCAUUGCCUCCGUAUCAUCCCUUUACUUCUGCAUAUGGCCUUACAUUGCCCAUGUCAAAUCACAAUUUGGUUUGUCUGACCCUUUUGUGUCACGGUGUUGUUCCAAACCAUUUACCCGAAUCCAGGGGCUUUUAGUGUUGCUUUGCUCUGGUAUUGUUGCAGGUUGGCUGGUUUCUGGACACUGGAUAUUGAACAACUUGCUGGGAAUUUCUCUCUGUAUUACAUUUGUGAGCCACGUGCGCCUUCCCAACAUCAAAAUUUGUGCUAUGCUUCUUGGUUGUUUGUUUUUGUACGACAUAUUCUGGGUUUUCUAUUCUGAGAGGUUUUUUGGUGCGAAUGUCAUGGUUUCGGUGGCAACGCAGCAAGCAUCUAAUCCUGUUCAUACAGUGGCUAAUAGUUUGAAUCUUCCUGGAUUGCAACUGAUUACGAAAAAGCUGGAGCUUCCAGUCAAAAUUGUCUUUCCUAGGAAUUUAUUUGGUGGAAUGGUUCCUGGAAGUAGUGCUGUUGACUAUAUGAUGCUUGGUCUUGGCGACAUGGUAAAACAUCUUUUCUCUCUUGUGACUACAUUAGUCUAUUGUGAUUCUUUCCUCCAAUUAUGGAUUGUGGCGUCAGAGUUUAUUAGAACUAAAAGUGCAGUGGUGUGUUGGUUUUAGACUUUCGUGUAUGCU